UAUGUACAACCCUCCAUGCAUACUCUCUCUCAGUCUCUCGCUUGCUUCUUUUUUCAGACAAUCUAUGAAAACAGGAUUUACAGCCUUAAGGUGGAGUGUGGGCCCAAAUACCCUGAGAUGCCUCCCUGUGUCAGAUUUGUUACGAAGAUCAAUCUGAAUGGCGUGCACAACUCAAAUGGGGUGGUGGACAAUCGAGCAGUGUCGGCCCUGGCCAAGUGGCAGAACUCCUUCAGCAUCAGGGUGGUUCUGCACGAGUUACGACGGCUCAUGAUGUGCAAGGAAAACAUGAAACUCCCCCAGCCCCCUGAAGGACAGAGCUACAGCAACUGAUCCCUGACUUCGCCUCCUCUACCUUCCCUUUACUGUUCUGUUCAUCUUUCCUUCCACCCACCCACUGGCGAAUAGCAGCCCUUUCCCAGCCUUCUGUGAGGCUCCGACUGCCCUUCCUCCCUGAAGACACCCCACUGGACAGAGAGAGAGGGAUCUGAGGCUCUGCAGUAUAGACCACACCAUUAAAAUACUGUACAUGCUACUAAUCUUUUUUUUUAAUUAUUAUUAUUUGUUAUGAAUAGAAGUUGUACAAUAACAUAAAUAUUCUUGUUAUUGAGUGUAAACGGUGUGUGAACUCAAUUUUUAUUGUCCUCUGGGGGGAGGGGGGGUGCACGUUCUUGUGUUUCAGCAACUUUAGCUUUUUUCUUAAUCAGUUUUUCAUGAGGAAUCAGCAGAGUUGUGCAGAAUCCGUGUUUGAGAUGAUAUGAACUAGUUGUGUGACUACAAACUGGAUAUUGUUUCUCACCCCAGGAGAGAGGCGUUGUCACUCAAUCUGAAGCAUUGUGUUUGGUAAUGAGAAAAGCAAGUGCUUCAUUUAGUGGCUCUUCUUGCUGAAACACCAACUGCAAUGCUGUUUAAAUGACAGGAGGUGUUGGUAUCUGAGAACAGACCAGUUAAAAGUGUUAGCCGAGGAUUUCAACCCAUUCCUCUGCUGAAUUACCUUUAGCAGCAGCAUCAGCAGCCUCCCUUUCUGUUAAAAGAUAUUUUGGUUCUUUGCUUGUAUUUUACAUUUGAAUUUGAACAUGCAGCUGGUUCAUAGACAGUACUGUGGAAGUGUCCUGGCUUGAAAUUACUUUGUUCUGUAUCUUAGUUUCAGUCCAGUGGACUGACUACAUUCAGAUCUACCGCACAUUUGGAAAAUCAAAUACAAAGAACAGAAAUCCUGAAUCCAUUUUUACAACCUGGUUUUCAGUUCUUAGUUAUCUAUGCAAUUGAAAUAAUAUGCUGCAACACUCAAAUGUGUUUGGUUGUGUCAAAUGGAAAUUAAAUCACAUUAAGAUUACCUAUACUGUAAAUUAUAUUAGAGCCUGGUAUCGAUUUGAAACAGCCAUUUGAAAUAUAUUGAAGUAUACUUUGUAAUCGCUCCAAGUUCAUCUACUAAAUCACUUCUCAACCUAAUCAAAAAAAAAAAAAAUCCUAUAUUAACGUUUUAGAACAGAGGGUUUAGUAUUUUCACAGUGUUAAUAUAACAUGCUUAUGGGACAAAAAAAAACUACACACUUGAAAUGACAAUGUGGCGUUAUGAAAUUGUGUUCUGUAUGAUGUAUUCGGUACCACUGUGGAAGCAUCAGCUUUCACUUUCCGUUAGAAAAACGUUUUUUCUUGUAUAUUUAUAAUCUGGAUACAUUACUUGUCAUUCAUUAAACCAUUUUUAUUUAACUGCA
Messenger RNA from Polyodon spathula (Mississippi paddlefish), 1715 nucleotides. RefSeq names its product ubiquitin-conjugating enzyme E2 variant 1-like. Bases 16 to 330 code for a protein of 104 amino acids. The transcript has 2 exons. Lineage: Eukaryota; Metazoa; Chordata; Actinopteri; Acipenseriformes; Polyodontidae. The record is from RefSeq and is a predicted model, not a curated record.